This is a messenger RNA of Aspergillus terreus NIH2624, 1404 nucleotides long. RefSeq names its product putative cytochrome P450. The transcript is spliced from 2 exons. Gene Ontology annotation, molecular function: monooxygenase activity; heme binding; oxidoreductase activity, acting on paired donors, with incorporation or reduction of molecular oxygen. The coding region runs from base 1 to 1404 and encodes 467 amino acids. Lineage: Eukaryota; Fungi; Ascomycota; Eurotiomycetes; Eurotiales; Aspergillaceae. The record is from RefSeq and is a predicted model, not a curated record.
AUGCCGUCCCCCAUUCCCCAGCCCAAAGGUUACCCCCUCGUGGGUAAUCUCUUCGAUAUCGACUCCCAGAAUCCCUGGGGUUCGUUCAAUAAGCUCGCACUAAAGAACAAAUAUCGCCCUAUCUUCAAAAUCAACAUUCUCGGUAAAGAUCUGGUGUUUGUGACCGGCGCUGCCCUCCUCGAGGAAGUCUGCGAUGAAAAGCGUUUCCGCAAAUGCGUCUCCGGACCCAUUGUCCAGAUCCGCGAUGCAGUUCACUGCAGCUUGUUCACCGCGUACGAGAAGGAGAUGGAAGAUUGGGGCAUCGCCCAUCGGAUCAUGGCGCCGAUGGUCUCGACCGAGGCAGUCGCUGAACUCUACUCGGGCAUGAAGGAGACCAUGCCCGAUCUCAUCAAAAAAUGGACCGCCGGACCGCGCCAGCGCGUCAACGUCACCAAUGACCUAGACCGGCUCAACCACGCAGCAAACAUGCUCUGCUUCUUCAACCAACGGGUGGACUGCGUCAACGGCCCCGAACCCCCCGCCAUCCACGCUCACGAAGAAUCCACUGUCGAAGCGACGCGCCGAUCUUCCCGCAUGAAGCUUGUCAACUGGCUCUUCCACCAGAAGAAAUAUGACAACUACAUCAAGAUCAUGCGCGACUACGGGGCGGACAUCAUCGCCCACCGGAAGGCCUACCCGACCGAUAAGAAUGACAUGUUGAACGCGUUGAUGAACGGUAAGGACCCGCAGACUGGAAAGGGCUUGACCGAGAGCCAAGUGCAAGACGAGAUCAUCAACUGCUUCAUCGGCAGUGCGACAGCGCCCAACCUGAUCUCCUUUGCGCUAUACUACCUGAUGAAGAACCCGGACACCAUUAGACAGGCGCGAGAGGAGAUUGACGCGGUGGUUGGCGUCUCGGAGAGCGUCGAGCAGGAGCAUCUUGCGCGUUUGCCCUACUGUAAGGCCAUCAUCGACGAAACAUUCCGCCUGUCGGCGGUCGCUCCUGGCUUCAACCUUGAGCCUCAUCCGGACGAUGAGGGCCCUGUCCUGCUCGCAGGGGGUGAAUACGAGAUUCCCCGCAAGCAGGCGUUGAUUGUUCUCCUAUCGGCAGUUGGCCGUGACCCGGCAGUGUUUGAGGACCCCGAUGCUUUCAAGCCUGAGCGGAUGCUGGGCGAGAAGUUUGAUCGCCUGCCGGCCGGUGUGAAGAAGAGAUUCGGCAACGGCAAGCGUGAGUGUAUUGGAAAGCGAUAUGCAUACGAGUGGUCCUUCAUGACGCUGGUGAGCAUCCUCAAGGACGUGGAGUUUGAACUGGCGGAUGCGAACUACGUGAUGAACAACGACGGCGUCAACUACAAUGGAGCGUUUAGUGUCAAGCCGCAGGGAUUCUUUGCCGUGACGGGACCCAGACAGCGAAGCGGUCAUUGA